Molecule: messenger RNA, 1198 nt
Organism: Mus caroli (Ryukyu mouse)
Lineage: Eukaryota; Metazoa; Chordata; Mammalia; Rodentia; Muridae
Source: RefSeq, a predicted model, not a curated record
GCCUGAGCCUGCGGGAAAGACAGAUUUGAUUAUCACCCAAUGACAGUGCCUGGGUCUUUCACCAUCUCCAGCAAGCAUUGUGAAAGAAUUGAGUGAAACGUUGCCAUGCUAAGUCUUUAAGCACAAUACUGAACAGAAGUGGGGAGAGCAAAUAACCUUGUCUUACUUCUGACUUGUUUUGUAAUUGAGGAUGAGUUUGGGAUCAUGAUCCUACUUCCACCUGCGGAAGACUGAGAUUACAGCUCAUGUGUGGCAGUCAGAGAAUAACUUGCUAGAGUGAGUGCCAUGCUUCUGUCCUGUGAGUAUAGAAUAUGCAAGUCAGAUCAUCAGACUUGAUGGCACAUCCUUUUACCCAUUGGUCCAUCUAACUGGCUGUCCAGUGUGUAUACUUUUCAAGAGGAAACACCAGAUGGAUUGAAGAUCUCACCAUAAGGCCUGAGAGUAUGUAACCUAUGUAUGGAGCUCAGAGGACAGUUUGUUUGAGUCAGUUCUUUGCUUGCAUCCUGUGAUUACACAUUCUGGAUGUCAGAUCAUCAGGCUUGGUGGUACAACCCUUUGCCCUCUGUGCCUUCUUACUAGCCCUCCAGUAUAAACAUUCUGAAGAGGCAAAUGUGAUUUGAUAAAAUGUCCUCAACAUGGAUCAAAUGUUUUUGUAUUCUGACUUUGGUACUUCUUCCUUAUUUUGUUGCAGAGUCUGCUGUUGCAAGUCCAGAGAGUCUUAGAAAAGUGCCAAAUUGUACCUUGUAUAAGAGUGAAUCUGACUGCUCCAGAACCCUGAUUCCAGUUUGUGCAGAUAAUCUAAUGACAUAUUACAAUGCAUGUUACUUCUGCCUAGAAAAAUUAGUAUCACCAAUUAAAUAUAAAUACCAUGGUAUUUGUACUAAAGAAUAAUGGUUUCAUGGUGGUUCAUGCAAUCAAGUGGAAUGUUCUCAACCGGUGGCUUAAAUUCCUAAUCAACAAAUGAAUUCGUCUAUGAUUCAUAAUGUGGCAUAGAGAAGAUUAAAGAGUCUUUCCAAUGUGAACCUGAGAUUAAAUAAUAUUGAAUGAGAGUUGAACAAGAAAGGGUUUUAUCAGGUUGCCAAAUGUUUAGUUGAGAAAUUAUAUCUACUGGAAGAAACAUAUAUUCACACUAAAAGGUAAAUUUCAUCUGUUACAUAUACAUGUUAGGCCUGUUUUAUUUUCAAUGAUCUGAUGGUGA